CUUAAAACCUAGGCUAAGGCAACCAUUCUAUCCAUUCUAGGUCUUUCGUAAUUCUGACCCAAUAACAAGGAAAGAAUCUUCUAAAAAGAGUUGCGGAACAAUUCUAUUUUAUUCCCUGAUAAUAGAAUCUUCUUAAUUAGAUGAAGGAAGAAUGAAGAAUCAUCCUAAGAUAUCCAUUACUUUGCACCAACGUAGCUUAUUCAUGGACAUUUUGGUUUUCUUCUACUACCUAUUUCUAUUGAUUUAUACAGUUUCCAUGUACCAAAAUUUCUGGGCACUUUGUAGUUCUUUAGAAAUUCCAUCUUUUCUGCAACUGCAAUUAGGUUUUAGUUUGAGAAAAGGGAUUGGUUAGUAUUUGAGAUAUGACCAGAUUGCUUCAUGGGGUGCUUACUGCAAAAAUAGAUGGGAUUGAUAAGCUGCAUUUGGGUUGUGGAUUUCCCUUUAGACAGGGUAUGGAUGAUCCGAAAAGGGUAUGGCAAACAUUAUUGUACAGAAUCAAAGCAUAUUGCUUCUGCAAGCCUCAACUGAUGGACUAUAGACUAUAUGCCACAGUUGAUCUCGACAAGGCAAGAGUUGCACGCACAAAAAUAAUUCAUACUCCUUCGAAUCCUUCAUGGUCUCAGUCCUUUCACAUCUAUUGUGCUCAUGAAGUAUCAAACAUCAUCUUUACUGUCAAAGAUGAAAAUCCUCUUAGUGCUACCUUGAUCGGAAGAGCUUAUUUGUCUGUCGAGGAAGUCUAUAAGGGUCGUCCAGUGAUAAGAUGCCUUGAAAUAAUCGAUGAGAGUGGUAAGCCCAUACGAUCCCAAAUUUAUGUUAAUGUACAAUAUCGAGAUGUAUCUCUUGAUCCAAACUGGUCUCGGGGCAUCCUAGCUACAACUUAUGGAGGAGUCCCUCACACUUUCUUUAGACAGAGACAGGGUUGUAAAGUCUCGUUUUACCAAGAUGCACAAGUGUCCGACAAGUUCACCCUCGAUUUUAGGCUUCCUGGAGGCAAGACUUAUGAUGCACAACGAUGUUGGGAAGAUAUAUUUGAUGCUAUUGUUAAUGCAAAAUACCUUAUUUACAUAGCUGGAUGGUCGAUUGACACCAACAUUUCCUUAAUACGGAACUCUAAUAAGGUUCUUGCUAGCCCUACGCUAGGAGAACUUCUGAAAAAGAAAGCCGAUGAGCCAAACAUGAGAGUUCUUGUACUUGUUUGGGAUGAUAUUACUUCGAAUCCAUACAAAAAACAAGGGUUAAUGGGAACCCGCGAUGAGGACACCUUCGCGUACUUUCAAAACACAAACGUACGUUGCUUCAAGUGUCCUCGGAAAUCUGAUCAAAGAAGUGUAGUUCAGGGUGUAAAGGUUGAUACUGUGUUAACACACCAUCAGAAGACUGUUGUGGUUGAUUAUGAGAGCCCCGAGUCACAAGGGCGGAGAAUUGUGAGUUUUCUUGGAGGUAUUGAUCUUUGUGGUGGACGAUAUGACACCCAAGACCAUUCUCUUUUCGGGACACUGAACACAGUUCACAAGGACGACUUUCAUCAGCCUAACUUCCCAGGAUCUUCGUUACAAAAAGGCGGUCCAAGAGAGCCAUGGCAUGAUAUUCAUUGCCGACUAGAAGGCCCUGUCGCAUGGGACGUGCUGUAUAACUUUGAGCAGAGAUGGACUAAACAAGUGGGAAAACGAUUCCUAUAUACGCGAAAUGAGCUUGCUGAAAGACUAGGUAAACCAUCGGAAGUUAAGGUAGAAGACCAAGAAACUUGGAAUGUUCAAAUAUUCAGGUCCAUUGAUGGAGGAUCAGUGGUAAUUGACGGAGAACAAGGGGUAGGUUUCCCUUCAGAUCCUGAAAAGGCGGAUCGACUUGGCCUCGUUUGUGAUAAGGAUAGCAUCAUAGAUCGCAGCAUACAGGACGGAUACAUAAAUGCCAUAAGACGAGCGAAGAACUUUAUAUACAUUGAAAAUCAGUACUUCCUUGGAAGUUCUUAUGCUUGGAAACCCGAUGAAGAUAUCGAUGCAUUGCAUAUCAUACCGAAAGAAUUGUCCUUAAAGAUUAUCAGCAAGAUUGAAGCUGGCGAAAGGUUUUCCGUGUAUGUUGUGAUUCCUAUGUGGCCUGAAGGAGAACCUGAAAGUGCUCCUGUUCAGGCAAUUCUGUAUUGGCAGAGGAGAACAAUGGAGAUGAUGUACACUGAUAUUGCUGCCGCUAUACAAAGAAUGAAGAUUGAUGCACACCCACGAGAUUAUUUAUCGUUCUUCUGUCUUGGCAAUCGAGAGGUUUUGAAAGUCGGGGAGUAUGAACCUAUAGAGAAGCCAGCACCGGAUUCUAACUAUGCCAGAGCUCAACAAAAUCGACGCUUCAUGAUUUAUGUUCAUGCCAAAAUGAUGAUAGUUGAUGAUGAGUACAUAAUCAUUGGCUCCGCGAACAUAAACCAGAGAUCAAUGGACGGGGGAAGAGACACAGAAAUAGCGAUGGGAGCCUACCAGCCGCAUCAUUUAGCAGCAAACUGGCCAGCAAAAGGGCAGAUAUUCGGUUUUCGUAUGGCAUUGUGGUACGAACAUUUUCAUCUGCUUGAUUCAUCAUUUCUGUACCCCGAAACACUCGAAUGUAUGCAAAAAGUUAGCAUGAUUGCUGAGGAUAAUUGGAAAAUUUAUUCGAGUGAAGCUUUUGAUCAAGACUUGCCUGGUCAUAUCCUUCGUUAUCCUGUUGAAGUUACUAAUGAAGGAAACAUUACCAUACUUUCGGAUGCCCACAAGUUUUUCCCUGAUACUAAAGCUUCUGUUCUUGGGAGCAAAUCUGAUGUUCUUCCUCCAAUAUUGACUACUUGAAAUUUUUCGAAAUGGUUGUUUUCGAAUUCGAUUUACAAGCCAGAAGAACAAAUUUAAGUGUAGACAUGUUUGAAUGUUUAGAAUGUUGUAUGAAUACAAGUAUCAUGGAAUGCUAAUGAGCGAAUGAUAGUCGCUUUGAGUCUGCCCAGUUCAUGACUA
Messenger RNA from Amaranthus tricolor (Joseph's coat), 2966 nucleotides. RefSeq names its product phospholipase D alpha 1-like. The coding region runs from base 363 to 2807 and encodes 814 amino acids. Gene Ontology annotation, biological process: phosphatidylcholine metabolic process; phospholipid catabolic process. Gene Ontology annotation, cellular component: plasma membrane. Gene Ontology annotation, molecular function: D-type glycerophospholipase activity; calcium ion binding. The record is from RefSeq and is a predicted model, not a curated record. The transcript has 4 exons. Lineage: Eukaryota; Viridiplantae; Streptophyta; Magnoliopsida; Caryophyllales; Amaranthaceae.